Xyrauchen texanus (razorback sucker) is the source of this 5315-nucleotide messenger RNA. Its product is annotated as transmembrane protein 150A-like. Lineage: Eukaryota; Metazoa; Chordata; Actinopteri; Cypriniformes; Catostomidae. Gene Ontology annotation, biological process: protein localization to plasma membrane. The record is from RefSeq and is a predicted model, not a curated record. The coding region runs from base 332 to 1195 and encodes 287 amino acids. The transcript is spliced from 8 exons.
UAUUGCUGUACAUUGAGACCCAUGUUUUUUAAAUUGACUAAAAAACUACAAUUACAAUGACGAGUAACGCGCAGGUUUAGUAACAGUGCCUUAUCUUAAAUAAAGCAACACCAAGGUUCCGUGAGGUGGGAACCAGGGAGUAGCAGGACUGAAGGCCAGGAUUUGGCGGCCGGAAGGAAGGAGCAGCGUGGCUUCCCUCUCCUCUCAUGUCCCCUCCCUGUGUGUCCUUGCAUGCCAGUGCCCCCUCGUCUCCCCCCCUGUGUCUCACCCCGUCAGCCCUCUGUGUUCCUCCCCCUCAUGCUCGGGACAGACUGGCCUCACUGUCAGACCAAUGACUGCCUGGAUCAUACUGCCUGUCAGCCUGGCUGCCUUCUCUAUCACUGGAAUAUGGAUAGUAUAUGCUAUGGCUGUAAUGAAUCACCAUGUUUGUCCUGUCGAAAACUGGUCGUACAAUGUGACAUGCACAGAGGAAACGGCCAAGCCAGGCUUCCCGAAAACAUGCUGCACACUUCAAGACAUCCCCCUCAUUAGUAAAUGUGGAUCUUACCCUCCAGAAAGCUGUCUGUUCAGUCUCAUCGGUAAUGUGGGAGCUUUCAUGGUGGUGUUGGUGUGUCUGCUUCGUUACGCUCAGAUCAUUGAGCACAGGAGCCACUGCUGGUUGAACACCAGUGGACUCGUGUCUGGAUGCACCAAUGCUUUGGGACUGGUCAUGGUGGGCAACUUCCAGGUGGACCAUGCUAAAACCCUUCACUAUGUAGGUGCAGGUGCCGCCUUCCCAGGAGGCAUUCUUUUCGUGUGCUUGCAGUGUAUGCUGACAUAUCGGGUGGCUAUCACCGCUCUAGACUACUGGAUGGCUUAUGUGCGAGUGGCACUGGCUACUGGUGCUCUAAUCACAUUGGUUCUCAGUGGAAUAUUCUUCAUCCAUGAGAGCUUUGUGCUACAGCAUGCAGCAGCCAUCUGUGAGUGGGUCUUCACUGUAGUCAUCCUUGUAUUCUACGGAACUUUCACCUACGAGUUCGGCACAGUCACAACUGACACCAUGUUGGCCGGCCUCCAGCGGAACUUCUCACAUGGGCCUGGUGUCAUCAUUGGAGACGAUGUCCAAGCAGGUGCCACAAAGGGACUGAAAUCCCCAGGAGGAAGCAGUACCUCCACCCAUCUGAACUGCACUCCUGAGAACAUCGCAAUGCUUUAAUCCUCUUAUUAACACACAUAUCUGCACACACACACACACACACACACACACACACACGGUCACAUACUGCAGGGUGGGAGGCCUCACACUGGUGCUUCCUACAUUAAAGACCACAUUAAAGGAAUAUUCCGAGUUCAAUACAAGUUAAGCUCAAUCAACAGCAUUUGUGGCAUAAUGUUGAUUACCACAAAAAUACAUUUCGACUCGUUCCUCCUUAAAAAAAGAAAGCAGCAAAAAUCGAGGUUACAGUGAGGCACCUAUAAUGGACGUGAAUGGGGCCAAUUUUUGGAGGGUUUAAAUGGAAACGUGAAGCUUAUGAUUUUAUAAAAGUACUUGCAUUAAUUCUUCUGUUAACACUUGUGUAUUAAUUGAGCUCUAAAAAAAAUUAAAUUGAAAUUUUUACAGUCAUUUUAGAGUUUGUUGACAUUACAUCGUCAUGGAAACGAAGUUGUGAAAUUGGCUAUAACUUUACACAGAAAAGGUUAGUGAGUGAUUUUAUCACACUAAAACCAUGUUUACAGGCAUAUCUUUUGUCUUGGAGCUAGACUUUUGAAAGUAUUUUAAUAUUCAAAAAUUGGCCCUGAUUCACUUCCAUUGUAAGUUCCUCACUGGAACCAAAAUUUUUGAGGUUUUUUUAAAGAAAAGAAGUUACGAGUCACAGAUUUUUGUGGUGAUCGAUAUUAUGCAACAAAUGCUGUCGACUGAGCUUGACUUGUAUUGAACCCGGAAUAUUCAUUUAAGGCAGAGAUUAAAGUUGAUAAAGUUUUAGAGGAACCGUCCAAUUAAAGUCAAUGAAGGUUAAAUUGAUAGUUCACCCAAAUAUUCAGCAUUUUCUUACACUCAUGUUGUUCAAAACCAGUAUGACUUUCUCCCGCGGAAGACAAAAAGAGAUGCUAUUAGGCAAAAUAACAACCUCAAUCACCUUUCAGUUUCAUUGCAUCUUUAUUCCAUAAAAUGAAAGUGAAUGGUGUCUAAGACAAUGGUGUCAUUUUGCAACAUAUCCUUUUUUUGUUCCAUUGAAAAAAGAAAGAAAUUUACAUUUUAUUCAUUUGGCAGACGCUUUUAUCCAAAGCGACUUACAAAAGAGGAGGAACAUCAGCGAAUCAUCUUAGGGAGACAGUGGUACAAAAAGUGCCAUAUUACAAAGUUUCACUAUCAUCAUAAUAGUAUACAAAACAGAUUUAAAUGCAACAAGAAAUGUAAAUAAUUUUAUUUAUUUUUUUUUAGUGACCGGUUAAGUGCUUUUGUAAAAGAUGUGUUUUUAGCCGUUUUUUGAAGAUAGAGAGUGAGUUAGAUUCCCGGAUUGAGUUGGGAAGGUCAUUCCACCACCGUGGUAUGAUGAAACUGAAAGAAAUCAUACAAGUUUGGCACAACAUGAGAUAAACAUGAGGAAAUGAUGACAGAAUUUUCAGAUUUGGGUGAACUGUCCCUUUAAGAACAGAUCGGCUUUAAAUGUGACGCAAUAUUACGAUUUGAGAUUGAGUUUUGGCGUUUUCACUCAAGUUUCUGUUACAUGGGCUGUUUUGGAUAAAAAGAACAGACUUUUUUUUAUUUUUUAGAUAAAGAUAGAAUGAGUAUUUUAGCUUUGCUUCAAGGUUAUAGUUGUUGUGGCACAAAUCAAAUGAUUUGUGAGGUUACUUUGCUUUUGCUUGAACUGUUUCACUGGGUGAUGGAAUAUAUUUUUACUGUCACGUUUGCACAAAUGGUUUCUCUUUUUGUGCUUGCAAAUUAAUGAUUUGCACGUAACACGAUGGAUGAAAUCUUAGUUUUAAGUUCUUUUCACUUUAAUGAUUUAUGGGAUUGCAGACUAUCAGGAUCAAAGUAUUAUAUUUUGAUACUCUGAAUGUUCAAAAUUUAGAGGGAACCUCUACAUCUGCCUUUGAGCAAAUGUUUGGAAGUGAAAUCUAAUUUAAACUGUUGAACCAACACUUAUUCUAACUUUAUCCAGUUUUUUUUUUUGUUGUGGCCUUUUAAUGAUGCAGUAGGUAAGAAAAUGUUUUGUCACGAUGGCUUGCUUUUGUGCCGUUUUGUUCUCAUUUUAAUUCCCUGACACGGUGCACCUUGUUUUUUUGCUUAAGAGCAUGGGAAAGUGAUGUAAUGCAAGGUGGCACCAGCUCUAACCUCUGCAAUCCUGGUAUGUUAAAAAUGUGUAGUCUAUUAGAAGUACAUUUUUACUUGCUGUACCUUGAAUACAGGUACACGAAAAAGGUUUUUAUAUUUAAUUUCUUUUAAAAAAAUUUAUUUUUUUCACAGUGUUACUGUCUUCUGUGUCAUGAGACCAUUCACAAACUGCCACAUCCAUUGAGCAUUUUACAUUUUGAUUUACUUUGCCUGCAUACCUUUGAAAAUUCUUGCCAAUUGAUUUUGUGAAUCACCGUGACAUAACUACUCAUAUUUUGUAAAGUUCAAAAGCCACCAUUAACUGGUGUGAAAAGAGUGAAAUUUUACAUUACCACACGAGUUAGUGUCAUAUCUUUUUCUUUUUUGUACAUUUUCUGUUGCCAAAUGAUUUGUCUAAUUUUCUUAAAUAUGUACUGUAUUCCUUUAAUUCUCUCAUGCCAUUUGUUUUUCAGUGUAGCAGUACACCGCCACCAAGAAAGCUACGACAUUUAGAAAAUUAUUCCAGUGCAGUACAGCAAUAUUAUCACAUUUUGAAAUGCAUAAAUGAAUGACAGACAACUGGUCUCCAGGCUGGAACCUAGGAAACCAUGUUUGAACUUUCUGAAGGUUGAGUGGUAAUGGUGGCCUUAAUGUUACUGUAGUAUUCGUUAGAUGAUUCCAGACUUUCAAUCAAAGGGUCCCUAUUGCUUUAAAAGUGUCCCCAAAUUCAUUAUGCUUUAAGGUUUUGAAUUUCACAGAGAAAUGUGCCAGUCAAUGUCUCUGUUUGUUUUGUCGUCCCUUCAGUGGGGCGUUUGUGUUGCCUCCAGUUUCAUGCCAAUGAUGACACUGUAAAUUUAGAUGUGGUCUCUAGGCAUCAUACAUGUUUAUUUCUGUUGAUUCUAUUAUUGGAGAGCUACAGUAUUUGAUGCACUGUUUCUAGCUGCUCUUGUGCAACAGAGGAUUCACGGGGCUGUUUUUAGAUGCACUGUACAACUGCUGGAUAGCGGUUACCUCUCCAAAAAUUAGUUGAUCAUUACAAGAUUCUCAUAAUUUAACUCAAGCCAAACUGCUUAUGAUAGAGGUACAAAUACAGGUCUAUUAGGAUAUUAGGUAACGCAAAGCUGUUUUUUGAGCAUAUAAACCUAAAGUCAAUGUUAACGUAAUAUCUUAUUGAUUGCCUUUUUUGUCACAUCCCAGCAGAAUGAGUGAGCAGCAGGACUGAUGUGAUGAUUGCAAACAGCUGUUGGUUUAAAUUACAUGCAAUGCUUACCAUUGCAUAUUGUGCGUUGUACAUUAUAUUAUCAGACUAAUAGGGCAAUUAUUUAUGUGUGACUUCAGAGCAAAAGUUUGGAAACCUAUUUCUCAGUUUUGUUACUAUCUGAACUAAUAUGAUAAAAGUUUAAGGCCUGGGUCAAGACUGCAUUAUCAUAUUGAAAAUAAUCUAAUAUUUUUGUUUAAUUUUGUUGCCAACUUUUUCAGUGUAUCUGUGCUUGUUAGACAAUGUUGUAAGACCCCCCCACCACCACCACCACAUUAGGAAAAGCCACACUCUGAGGACUAUUUGAAUCUCCUCGCAUGAAAAAUAUUUCAAGUAAAAUAUCUGGCUUUGGUUGAUGAUGAUGUUUCUUUCUUGAAGUCUUUAUGACUUUCAGCUGUAUGUUGUUCUCUGGAUAGAAGAUAUUUUAAGACUUUACCUGAUACAAAUGAAAAAUGAUCAACUUAUGUCUGUUGGGAUUGAAGCAAAGACAUGAGGUUCAUACUCCAAAACUGAAAUAAAAACAAUGCAGAGGAUAUUUUUAUUUUAUAAAAUACUUAUGUAAUUAAGAUUUAUGUAUCAAUUUUAUUUUUCUUCUUAGACAAGAGAUUUAUAUUGAAUAAGUACCAAAAAUCGAAUGAGAAAUAAACAAAUGUAUAUGUAUCUCUGUCUGUGAUGAUUCAAAGAUAAAAACACAUUUCGACAAGGUCACUGUAUGUAUUACAGAAAAUAAGGAAAACUAUUAAGACUACUUUUAAGAUAAAC